Messenger RNA from Saccostrea cuccullata (small rock oyster), 406 nucleotides. RefSeq lists its product as uncharacterized. The transcript is spliced from 3 exons. Bases 59 to 406 code for a protein of 115 amino acids. NCBI's taxonomy places the organism in Eukaryota, Metazoa, Mollusca, Bivalvia, Ostreida, Ostreidae. The record is from RefSeq and is a predicted model, not a curated record.
GUAGACCUGUGCAAGGUUAAUUUGAAUAUGGUAAUAAAAGCCAUUUUUUUCUGUCAUAAUGACCAGCACGUUUACAUUGAACAUGCUUUGUGAGGGAAUCUCCUUUCCAGCAUCAUUACCAACAAUAACAUACGUCACUUCCUGUCCUGUUAACAAGGAAUCUUGGGACAAGGCAGCGAAGCUGAAAAAAUGUGACAUGUUAAAUAACUAUACAUCGUCUUAUAAGUAUGAGUAUCACUGUGUCUUGAAUAAAGAGGUCACAAAACUACUAGAGGUGUGCGUUCCUGUAUGGUUUUUAACAGGAAACUGUGCUAGAUACAGUAUCCGCGAUGCCAAAAUUUGGAAUAGCCAAGAUACGGAAUGCCUUACUUUCUCGAAACCCUGUCCAAUAAGAUACUUUAUUUGA